This is a messenger RNA of Exophiala bonariae, 1197 nucleotides long. RefSeq lists its product as uncharacterized. Gene Ontology annotation, cellular component: cytoplasm. The record is from RefSeq and is a predicted model, not a curated record. The coding region runs from base 1 to 1197 and encodes 398 amino acids. Lineage: Eukaryota; Fungi; Ascomycota; Eurotiomycetes; Chaetothyriales; Herpotrichiellaceae. The transcript has a single exon. Gene Ontology annotation, molecular function: 2-oxoglutarate-dependent dioxygenase activity.
AUGGCCCACCUCGAAUCGCGCAAGCAUAUCUCGCCAGAUUCUGGCUUUCCCAUCACCAUCCACCCACACUUCAACGCAAAGAUUAAAGAACACAUCCCACCAGAAGCGAUCCGCUCAGAAAUCACCCCCUCCAAAGACCGAGCCUCAUUCGCAGAUCCCGAAAAGAAAGCCCUCUUCGCCACUGGAGCCAAACGUACCGACCUGACGGAGUCAAUCGGCACCAUCCUCGAAAACAUCCAACUCUCCCAGCUAACCCCACAACAACUAGAUGAACUGGCACUACUGGUCUCCGAGCGGGGCGUGGUAUUCUUCCGGAACCAGGACCUGACGACAGCGGGCCAGGAAGCACUCUUCGAGCACUACGGGACACUGGACCGACAUCCGGCACAGAAGACGCAACGCCACGUCAUCAUCAAAGGCAGCACGGAGGAUCAUCGCGAGAUCGCGAGCUACACGCCGUGGCCGUCGGGGGACUUCCACGCGGACACGUCGUUCGAGCUCAACCCGCCGUCGUACUCGCUGCUGCGCAUGGAGGAGCAUCCGCCCGUCGGCGGCGACACGGCCUGGGUCAGCCAGUACGGGCUGUACGACGCGCUGAGCGAGCACAUGCAGCGGUUCGUCGACGGCCUGCACGCCGUGCACACGUCGCGUCUGCAGUACGACACCAUCCUGGACCUGUGGGGUGUCGGACCGAACCGCCCACCAAUCGACACCCAUCAUCCCGCCGUGCGCACGCAUCCCGUCACGGGCCUGAAGGCCUUGAACGUGAACCCGGGCUUCGUGACGGGCUUCGCCGAGCUGAAGAAGCGCGAGUCCGACAAGUUGCUCGACUUCUUUGACUUGCAUUUGCACUCUGCCGACGAUCACGCCGUGCGCUGGAAGUGGGACGUCGGUAAUGUCGCCCUCUGGGACAAUCGCGCCACGGUGCACCGUGUCAUUCCGGGAAGUUAUGAGGCGCCGAGACGCGGGAUUCGCACGACGGUGUUUGGCGAGAAGCCUUAUUUUGAUCCGAAGAGCGAGAGCCGUGAUGGGCGCGCGAGGCGUUUGAAGGCUGAGGCUGCGGCUGCGGCUGCUAAUGAUAAUGAUAAGGUGGGAGUUGCUGAUGUUCCUACCAAGAUCGCGCCUGGUUCCGAGUCUGGGGAUGGUCGGACGGAUGCUACUGUUGAGAUAGUCAAGGAAGCGGAUGUUCCGGCUUGA